AUGGCAGCAGCAUAUGGAAGCAGCAGGCAGCAGCAGCUGCGUCGUUGUGUGGCGCUGUGUCGUCUCCUCCUCGUGGCUGUCCUAGUGAUUGGUGAUGCCGUAGCUGAUGCUAGAGGGUCGCUGCGGACUGGCGAAGUAGCCCUUCAGAGUCAGACAGGGCAGCUGCAGGGAUUUAGGAAAUGGAGUGAGGCACCGCCGACGACGGCUGCCGCAGCUGGUGGUUGGCCGGCGUUGAACAAGGAGCAGGAGACUGCCGCCGGCGGGAGGAGGAUGCUGGUCGGAUCCAGGGCUCCGACGUGCACCUACAACGAGUGCCGAGGCUGCCGGCACAGGUGCAGCGUCCAGGAGGUGCCCAUCGACCCCAGCGACCCCAUCAACAGCGCUUACCACUACAGAUGCAUCUGCCAUCUAUAG
Miscanthus lutarioriparius is the source of this 414-nucleotide messenger RNA. NCBI's taxonomy places the organism in Eukaryota, Viridiplantae, Streptophyta, Magnoliopsida, Poales, Poaceae. The record is from the annotation of a GenBank genome assembly.